Messenger RNA from Malania oleifera, 2991 nucleotides. Its product is annotated as receptor-like protein EIX2. The record is from RefSeq and is a predicted model, not a curated record. The coding region runs from base 1 to 2991 and encodes 996 amino acids. The transcript has a single exon. Gene Ontology annotation, molecular function: protein binding. NCBI's taxonomy places the organism in Eukaryota, Viridiplantae, Streptophyta, Magnoliopsida, Santalales, Ximeniaceae.
AUGGAUGGAAGGUCCUUAAUCCAACUUCUCCACAUCUCUAUUGGGCUUUUACCAUUUGCAUUUAAUUCUGAAGCACUGGGAAAUGAAAGGGAGAGACAAGCUCUCCUCCAGUUUAAGCAAGAGCUCACUGAUAACUAUGGCCUUCUCUCUUCUUGGGGCACCGAUGAAGCCAACAGGAGCCACUGCAAUUGGAAAGGAGUCUACUGUAGCAACCAAACUGGUACAGUAAUUAAGCUCCAACUCGCAGCACCCUUUGUCCCUGGACUUGGGUACCAGUCAUUGAAAGGUAAGAUUAGUCCUUCACUGUUGGAAUUGCAGUGCUUGAAUCACUUGGACCUCAGUCACAAUUUCUUCAAUUUCACCCCUAUUCCUGACUUCAUUGGCUCACUCAGCAAUCUCACAUAUCUCAAUCUCUCCUUCGCUUGCCUCAGUGGACCUAUUCCUCACGAGCUUGGAAAUCUUUCAAGCCUGCUUUAUCUCGAUCUCAGUUGGAACAGUUACAAAAAUGUAGGGAACCUUGAAUGGCUUUCUCACCUUACUCUCUUAAGACACCUUGACCUCAGUGGUGUUAACCUCAGUGAAGCCACUCAUUGGCAGCAAACUAUCACAAAGCUACCUAUGCUAACAGAACUACACCUGCGCCAGUGUAAUCUUCCUCAGACCGUUCUUGAUUCACUUAAUUCUUCGGCAUCCCUCUCUGUCCUUGAUCUCUAUGGUAACCAUCUCAAUUCUUCAAUAUACCAAUGGCUGUUCAACUUCAGUGCGUGUCUUUUUGAUCUCAACCUCUCUCUUAACCACUUGCAAGGCCCGAUUCCCGAAGCUUUCGGGUCUAUGUUCUCCCUUGCCCGUAUAGAUCUCUCCUUUAAUCAACUUCAAGGUCAGGUCCCAAAAUCUCUAGGGAAUUUAUGUGGUUUGAAGUUGUUGGACCUGUCCUGGAACAAUUUUAGUGGAGAGCUUCCAGAGUUGGUCAAAAUGUUAGCUGGUUGCACAAUGAAUUCAUUAGAGUUUUUGGACUUAUCUUUGAAUAAACUGAGUGGCUCCUUUCCCGAUGUGACAACAUUUUCAUCUUUGAGGGAAUUGCAUUUAUAUGCUAAUCGUCUUAACGGGUCUUUCCCCAUAAGUUUUGAGCGAUCUUCUACCAUUCAGGUUCUGGACUUGAGCGAAAACCAAAUUAUGGGAACACUGCCUGAUCUUACAGUGUUUUCUUUAUUAAGAGAAUUGUAUCUCAAUGACAACGAGUUAAAAGGUCCAAUAACCAAAAGCAUUGGACAUCUUCACGAGCUUGAGGUUUUGGAUGUCUCUUCAAAUUCAUUGGAAGGUGCAGUCUCAGAAGCUCAUUUGUCAAAUCUUUCAAAAUUACAGAUACUGGACUUGUCAUUUAACUCAUUGAUUUUAGAGUUCAGCUCUGAGUGGGUUCCUCCUUUUCAAUUGGAUAUCAUAAGACUAGCAUCUUGCAGGCUGGGACCUCAUUUCCCAAAAUGGCUUCAAACUCAAAGCAAUUUUUUCUUGCUUGAUAUCUCGGCUAGUGGAAUUGAAGAUACCGUCCCAACUUGGUUUUGGGACCUAUCUCCUAGAUUACUAUACUUGAAUCUCUCCUGCAAUCAGAUCAGCGGUACAAUUCCAGAUUUGUCAUUGAAGUUUACUGCAUUUCCGGCGAUAGAUUUUAGCUCUAACCAUUUUAACGGCUCAAUACCGCUAUUUUCUCCCAAUUUGUCGUCUUUGAUCCUCUCCAAAAAUAUGUUUUCGGGGUCACUGUUGUUCUUGUGUGGGAUUAACGGCAAGGUUUUCAAUUAUCUCGAUCUCUCAUAUAACCAACUAUCAGGGGAGCUACCUGAUUGUUGGAUGCAGUUUGGAAGUUUAAUCAUCCUUAACUUGGCAAACAAUAAUUUGGUGGGAACAAUUCCAAGCUCAAUGAGUUUUCUACUUUCAAUUAAGUCCUUGCAUUUACAAAGCAACAAACUUACAGGGGAAUUGCCUUCAUCCUUGAAGAAUUGCAGAGAUCUGCUAAUUGUUAAUAUGGAAGGGAAUAGAUUUUCAGGCACAAUACCGACGUGGAUUGGAGAAAGCCUACAAAAGUUGUCCAUUCUUAGUCUACGAUCGAAUGAAUUCUACGGAAGCAUUCCUCUACAACUAUGUCGCCUAGAAGGUCUGCAAUUUUUGGACCUCUCUUUAAAUAACAUCUCGGGAGCCAUACCAAAGUGCCUUGAUAAAUUGAGUGCAAUGAAUGGCAAAGGAAGCUCAGCAGGUGUUAAAAUUUCCUUGACUUACUCUUCUUAUAACAGCUUAACAAAUGGUCAUAUAACAAGUUCUGCUGCUGCGUUUUAUGUGGAGUCUGCAACAUUAGUAUGGAAAGGAAGGGACGUGGAGUAUAAUUCCACCCUUGGACUAGUUAAGAUCAUUGACUUUUCAGGAAAUAAAUUAAGUGGAGAAAUUCCUGAAGAAGUUAUGAACCUUGUAGGGCUGGUUGCCUUGAACCUAUCUCGAAACAAUUUAAUCGGGUUAAUCAGUCCGAAGAUUGGUCAACUGAGAAAACUAGAGUCCCUUGACCUGUCCAGAAACCAGCUUAGUGGAAAAAUUCCCACAAGUUUGUCUGAUCUCACUUAUCUGAGCCACUUAGACUUGUCGAAUAAUAACUUGUGGGGAAAAAUUCCAUUGGGCAUUCAAUUACAGAGUUUUGAGGCUUCUGUUUAUAUGGGAAAUCCUAAACUUUGUGGAUCCCCACUUCCAAAUCAAUGCUCAGAUGAAGAAUCAGCAGAACAUCGGUCCGAGACCAAUGAGAAAAGGGACAAUGACCUUCAAGAAGAGCAUAGGAUAUUUAUGCAUAGCACCGGGCUCGGUUUCAUUCUGGGAUUGUCUGGACUGUGUGGCUCUUUGUCACUCAACCGUUCAUGGAGAUUGAGUUAUUUUCAAUUUGUAAGCAGUAUGGGUGAUUGGCUCUACCCAAAAAUCAGUGUUCUUAUUGCCAAAUUGCAGAGGAGGAUUCAAAGCUGA